Diospyros lotus (date-plum) is the source of this 876-nucleotide messenger RNA. RefSeq names its product F-box protein AUF2-like. The record is from RefSeq and is a predicted model, not a curated record. Lineage: Eukaryota; Viridiplantae; Streptophyta; Magnoliopsida; Ericales; Ebenaceae. The transcript is spliced from 2 exons. The coding region runs from base 40 to 648 and encodes 202 amino acids. Gene Ontology annotation, molecular function: protein binding.
GAUGAACUUCUUGUUGCAGAAGCGGCGAUAAAGACGACGAUGGCUGCGAACGACGACAAAGAAGCAGAAGAGAUAUUCAAGGAGGAAGAAGAAGAUCACUUCAGUCGACUGCCGGACGACGUCGUCAUCCACCUCUUCAAUACUCUCGCCGACGCCGAAUCCCUCUGCAAAUGCUCCCUCGUUUCGAAGCGCUGCGCUUCAUUGAUCCCUCUAAUCGACACACUCUCCCUCUCACUCGCCGCUUCCGAUUCCAAUCAAUUUCUCUCCCUGAAUUUCCUCCAGAAGCUCAACGGAAUCCGAUAUCUCCGCAUCGACCUUCCCUCUCAUAUCCUUGCCGGCGGCGAGGGUUUCAAAUGGGGAGCCAAUUUCGGCGCCGGACUCGAAAGCGUCACGGUUCUCCACGCCACUUCUCUCUGUCAAGCCAUUGAAUUUGAAUCGGAGGCAGAUGAGAUUCAGAACGGGAUGGGUAUAAUUACAAAGAGUUCCUCGGAUCACUUCCCGAUUCUCUGCCUACGAGAAGCCCUCCUGAGGGAAGCUACGUUGGCGCAAUUCGUGUCCUAUCACCCGACGCUUGAGAGCAUUGUGGUGACCGAUUCUACUGAGAGUGCCGUGAGGCUGUUUCUGACUGGCAAUAGGCUUGUCGAGUAGAGGAAUUGGGCGAAGGCUGGGUUGAAGAGGAAAUGGGAUUCGGCUAGGAUAAAGCUGAGAUCGUGCUGUGUCUCUGUGCUGCGGCUUCCGCAAUCUGGAUACGUGAUGGAGGGAGCCAGGGUUGUGUUGAUGAAAUUGGUUGAUGAUCUUAACCGGGAAGAUGCAGGAGAGGAAGAGGAAAUGUUGGCUUCUUUUGAAGGGGAAAAGGGCGUCUUCCAGGAAGCCCUG